UUCGACAGCUGAAUCUGCUCCUGAAUCCUGCUGCUGACAUUGUGUUCCAUUUUAGCUUUGAACUAUGACUGAGGCCGACUUAUACUUUUGGUACAAAGGGAUGUAUCUUUCUUCAAGUCUGCACGUAGCAGAGGGGCUGAAAUCAUAUGAAGAGUUUAUUUUUCACCCGGAUGAUAUCCUCAUUGUAACAUAUCCCAAGUCAGGUACGUCCUGGAUGAAGGAGAUUGUCCCCCUGAUCAUCAGUGGAGGAGACCCAGCCUCUGUAACGAGUUCUCUCAGCUGGGAGCGUGUUCCCUGGCUGGAGGUGAAUCAGACCCAUGCUGACUAUUCACAGAGGCCGUCACCGCGUGUAUAUUGUACACACUUCCAGUACAACAUGAUGCCACCAAGCUUCUUUGAAGCAAAGCCAAAGGUCAUCUAUAUCAUGAGGAAUCCCAAAGAUGUUUUUACAUCUUAUUCACAUUACUCUGAAGCAGCGACCUACAUGGUGGACCCAGGCCCACAAACGGAGUUCCUCCAGAAGUUCCUUGAGGGAAAAGUUUGUCAUGGUUCCUGGUUUGAUCAAAUAAAGGGUUGGCUGAAUGCUGAGGAUAAAGAUCGCAUCAUGUACAUCUCCUAUGAAGAGAUGAUAACGGACCUGAAGGACUCUGUGGCCAGAAUUGCUCAGUACUUGGAGAAACCUCUGGACGCAGAGGUGAUAGAGAAGAUAACAGAACAAUGUUUGUUCAAGAACAUGAAGCAGAACAACAUGUCAAACUACUCUGCUAUUCCUAGUGAAUCAUGGGACAAGAAAAAGGCUGAAUUUCUCAGGAAAGGGGUAACUGGAGACUGGAAGAACCAACUAACAGUGGCAGAGGCGGAGUACUUUGAUACAGUUUACAGCUUCAAAAUGAAGGAUGUCAAAUAUACAUUUCCAUGGUCCCAUCCCAACACACAAUGAUGCAAAGAAGAUGACCUGAAAAGAAGAUGAAGUUGGUUGUGCUUCUAUAACAGGAAUAGAUAUGAAUGUUUUCAGUGACCCACCCUUAGAAUCUCCUGAAGAAAACAUCCCUGCUUUGUUUUCCUGAGACGUAUCUCAUACUUUCUCAUCGAAUAUAGGCGACAGAUUUCUUCAUGUUAAUAAACACUGACAUAAAGAAUC
Messenger RNA from Paralichthys olivaceus (Japanese flounder), 1141 nucleotides. RefSeq names its product sulfotransferase 2B1-like. Lineage: Eukaryota; Metazoa; Chordata; Actinopteri; Pleuronectiformes; Paralichthyidae. The record is from RefSeq and is a predicted model, not a curated record. Gene Ontology annotation, molecular function: sulfotransferase activity. Gene Ontology annotation, biological process: sulfation. Gene Ontology annotation, cellular component: cytoplasm.